AUGGUGGAAAUACUUUUAGAUGGUGUUAAAAUUUACGUUAUUUAUGCAGAAAAUUCAUUUAAAAAAACACAAAAUUGUUCUAAUUAUUCUCUAUAUUAUUUUGAAUAUAAAUUUGAAAGAGAAUUAAAUAAUUAUGGAAAAUAUAUUAGUAUUGGGCUAGAAAAUUGUAGUACAAAAGAUUGGAUUGAAUUUUAUGCAGAGUUUGAUAAAAUUACAAACGAGACAGAUGAAGCAACACCUACUUGGAAAAAUAAUGAUAUUUUUGGUUGUGGAUUAGUUUAUCCUCCAACUAAUAAAACAAAUGAAGAAUUUCCUUAUGUUUUCUUUACAAAAAAUGGAAAAUAUAUUCGAAGAGUUUCAUUUAUAAAUCCCAAUUCUGUCUCGUAUAGACCAUUUGUUGCGUUAGAAUGUUGUUCUGUUGAAACAAAUUUUGGAAAUGAUUUGGAGAAUAAACAAUUUAAAUAUGACAUUACAAAGCAUUUAGUUAUUAAAUAA
Meloidogyne enterolobii is the source of this 495-nucleotide messenger RNA. NCBI's taxonomy places the organism in Eukaryota, Metazoa, Nematoda, Chromadorea, Rhabditida, Meloidogynidae. The record is from the annotation of a GenBank genome assembly.